Molecule: messenger RNA, 1299 nt
Organism: Stylonychia lemnae
Lineage: Eukaryota; Ciliophora; Spirotrichea; Sporadotrichida; Oxytrichidae
Source: the annotation of a GenBank genome assembly
AUGUCUGUGUAUUCAGGUUUUGCAACUAGACAACAGGAGUCUGUCUAUACCAGACUCAUUGAGAAAGUACUAAGCUUAACCAUCAAGAAAUGUCUCUCCUUAAUGUUUAAUGAGCAAAUAAACGAUGAGCAGUGGAUUCAAGAUCUUAAAAAAUGCUAUAAGCACAUUAAGUUUUUAGAUGGAUAUAAAUACUUACUACCUAGAUUCUCCUAAGUUAUUGCUCCCUUUGUUUUCUUUUCUUGCUAAAAGCAGGGAGUAUUGCCUUCGUCAACAUCAAGCCACAUCUCAGGUAUGACUGCUUUUAAGAAAUAAAAAGCGAUAAUUGAGCACAAUGAAAACCUCACUUCAAGUUAUAAUAAUUUUCCAACAGAGUUGUCAUUUAAUUUUGACAAAACCAUGAGCAUUCAUGGAUUUUUGAACAAUCAAAAUCACUCAUAGCAGCAAAGUUUAAAUCAAAUGUCUCCCAGAACCUAGUAGCUGAUUGAGGAUGGAAUGAAUAAAUAAGCCAAACUCAAAAGUGAGUCAAAGUAGCCAAGUAAGAAAGGGCUUUUGACUACUAAUAAAAUUGAUGUAUCACCUCAAAAUACAUCACUCUAAAACACUGAAGUUAAAUUAUAAGAAAUAUAGUAAAAAAAACAUCAUAAGACUAGAUCAUAAACUGAUAUGAGUAAUGGUGCUCAAGAUGUAGUCAGAAGAAUUCCAUUUUAAAACUUCUAAUAGAAUUUUUAGCCUGCUGAUUUCAAGGGCUCCAGAGUUGAAGAUGUAAGGCAAAGCAAAAGCUACUUAAAACCUUCAGUAACUCCAGUGAGACUCCAAAAUAAUCUAAGAUAAAAUGAGGAGACUUUAAGUCAUAGAACAGACAAUUUUAUUUCCCCAGAUGCAACUUAUAUGGAAUAAACUUUUUAACAUAGAUAUAUGCCACCUCGAUAGCCAUUAAAUUUAUCCUAGCUAGCGAUUGAUCAAUACGGCAGAAUUAUUUCAGUACCAAUGCAGGCAAGAAAAACCAAGAAAAAAAAGAAGAAAAUCUCUAAAAAUUAUAUAACACCUUCACAGCAAUUCAUGAUGAGCCAAUAUCCGCAACUUAGUCAGCCUGCUAGGUUGAAUGGCCAUUUCACACCAUUGAAUCUGAGUGGAUAGAUAAGCAGUCGGCAAAAGAAUCUUUUUAAUAUGGAUUCAGCUAGAUCUAAUUCUUCUUAAAAUAAGUCCAAUAAUGUGAAUAAGAAAUAUGUCAAAAACUUUUACAAGUUGACAAACGAGAAGUUUAUCAACUUGAAAAAACUACCCCUAUAUUAACUAUGA